This is a messenger RNA of Oryza sativa Japonica Group (Japanese rice), 1614 nucleotides long. Its product is annotated as peroxidase 24. NCBI's taxonomy places the organism in Eukaryota, Viridiplantae, Streptophyta, Magnoliopsida, Poales, Poaceae. Gene Ontology annotation, cellular component: plasmodesma; plant-type cell wall. The record is from RefSeq and is a predicted model, not a curated record. Gene Ontology annotation, biological process: hydrogen peroxide catabolic process; response to oxidative stress. Gene Ontology annotation, molecular function: peroxidase activity; heme binding.
ACUGGCCUUUAAUAAGGGCCAACCGGACGCCCUCCACAUUAGCCAUAGCUCAUUGUUGUUAGCUCCUAUACUCUACUAUUUCAGAUUCUAUUAUCCCAACGCCCAACCUGCACACACUUCACUCUCGCUGCUGCGAAACCAGUCACGGGCCACUCACAACCACCACCCUAAACGUAGCUAGCUAUUGAGAGAGAGAUCGAGGUGGGUGCAAUGGCGGCCAUGGUGAGACGGCGGCCGUCGCCGGCGGUGACGACGAUGCCGGUGGUCCUGGUGGUGGUUGUGUUUGUCGGCGUUGUGGUGGGGGGAGCGAGCGCUUCGGCGGGGCCGCUCAAGGCACACUACUACCGGCACGUGUGCCCGGCGGCGGAGGCGGUGGUGCGCGACAUCGUGACGGCGCGCGUCGCCGCCGACCCCGCCGCGCUCCCCGCCAAGCUGCUCCGCCUCUUCUUCCACGACUGCUUCGUCAGGGGGUGCGACGCGUCGGUGCUGAUCGACACGGUGGCCGGGAGCGGCGCGGCGGCGGCGGCGGAGAAGGACGCGGCGCCGAACGGGUCGCUGGGCGGGUACGACGUGAUCGACACCGCCAAGGCCGUCCUGGAGGCCGUAUGCCCCGGCGUCGUCUCCUGCGCCGACAUCGUCGCGCUCGCCGCCAGGGACGCCGUCUCCUACCAGUUUGGGAGGGACCUGUGGGACGUGCAGCUGGGGCGGCGCGACGGCGUGGUGUCGCUGGCGUCGGAGGCGCUGGCGAACCUGCCGGCGCCGUCGGACAACUUCACGACGCUGGAGUCCAACUUCGCCGGCAAGGGCCUCGACGUCAAGGACCUCGUCAUCCUCUCAGGGGCGCACACCAUCGGCGUGGGCCACUGCAACCUCUUCGGCGCCCGCCUCUUCAACUUCACCGGCGCCGCCGCGCCGUCGGCCGACCCGUCGCUGAACGCCGCCUACGCCGCGCAGCUGCGGGCGGCGUGCGGGUCGCCGUCGAACAACGCCACCGCGGUGCCCAUGGACCCCGGGAGCCCCGCCCGGUUCGACGCCCACUACUUCGUCAACCUCAAGCUCGGCCGGGGCCUCUUCGCCUCCGACGCCGCGCUGCUCGCCGACCGCCGCGCCGCCGCGCUCGUCCACGGCCUCACCGACCAGGACUACUUCCUCCGGGAGUUCAAGAACGCCGUCCGCAAGAUGGGCCGCGUCGGCGUGCUCACCGGCGACCAGGGCGAGAUCCGGAAGAACUGCAGGGCCGUCAACGGGAAAUGAUUUUAGUUGGUGAUUGAAUGAUGAUGAAAUCGUCGUGAUCAGUUCAUAAUUGUGGAUUUGUGGAUGGAUGGAGUUUUUUUUUUUUUUCAGAUUUUUUGUUUUUUUUUUAACUUUGUUUGUUGUGAGUUUGGUAUGGUAUAGUGAGAGAGUUCAAAGUAAGGGAUAUAUAUAUAGCGGUUUAUAAUUUAUUUUACUGUAUUCUGCAGUUUUUUUCCUUGUUUGUGGGGUGGAGUAAAUUUGUACAAUGUGUUUAGUCUCUCUUUUUUGGAUUUUUGUCUUGAGAAAAAAAUUAAAAAUGUAAUUAUGUUGUUGUCUUUCGUAUCGAGAUGGAAUGUGAAGUAUCCUAAAAUUUCGGCCCAA